Molecule: messenger RNA, 1143 nt
Organism: Brassica oleracea var. oleracea
Lineage: Eukaryota; Viridiplantae; Streptophyta; Magnoliopsida; Brassicales; Brassicaceae
Exons: 4
Coding region: 1-1143 (380 amino acids)
Source: RefSeq, a predicted model, not a curated record
AUGUCAUCAUCUUCAUCCGAUGGUCUAGACGAAAGAAUAGACGAACUUGUUGAUGAAAUCGUUGAAGAUUACUACAACGACAUAGUGGAGGACCAACCCGAUGAUGAGGCGAAUCGUGCUUAUAUUGAACAAGACCGUGAAGGAGGAGAUGAUCAGUUAUGGAAUGACUACUUCAGUGAAGACCCGACAUACUCGGCACAAAUAUUUAGAAGACGUUUCCGCAUGAAAAAGAAUUUAUUCCUGCGUAUUGUCAGAGCCCUCAAGCAGAACUUUAUAUUCUUUCAGCAGAGAAAAGAUGCAACCGGGAGGUGGGGUCUAUCAUCACUACAAAAGUGUACGGCGGCUAUUCGUCUGCUUGCUUAUGGUACAGCGGCUGACUCGGUUGACGAAUAUCUCCGACUUGCUGGCACCACAGAACACUCUUGUUUACAUCAUUUCACUGACGCAAUUAUACAGUUAUUUGGCGAUGAGUAUCUACGACGACCCACAAAGGAGGAUCUUCAACGACUACUCUAUAUUGGAGAGCAACGCGGUUUUCCAGGGAUGGUCGGGAGCAUUGACUGUACCUUAAACGAUAUUAAUGUCCUCGAUCGGUCUCCUGUUUUUGACGAUAUUUUAGAAGGUCGAGCUCCGAGGGUAAGGUACAUGGUCAACGGACACAUGUAUAAGUUGGCAUACUAUCUCACAGACGGUAUAUAUCCAAAAUGGUCAACAUUUAUCCAAUCUAUCACACUCCCUCAAUGUCCCAAACAAGCGUUAUUUGCUAAAUGGCAAGAAGCAGCCCGAAAAGAUGUCGAGCGGGCAUUUGGAGUAUUGCAAGCUCGGUUUGCGAUUGUGAAAAACCCGUGGGCGCUAGAUACAAAGAUCAGUCUAAGGUCAAAGGGACUUGGUGAUACUAUCAUCAAGGGCAACAAUGAGACCGAUAAGAAUCGAUAUGAUCACCAGAAAACCGUGUUACUUCCAAAGGCUAGAAACGACUGGAAGAAUCUCAGAUUCUUGGAUUAUAAGUCGGUGGAUGAGUACAAUUCAGUCUUUUUUAUGACGGUCUCGAUGCUGAGACUUUGUGGUGAAGUAGUAACCGAAGAAGAGUUACUUGAGAAGACUUACUCUACAUUCCAUUCAUCGAAUGUGAUACUGCAGUAG